AUGUUUCCAUUCCGACCGGCAAUUAUAUUGGGCAUGCAGGGAACCAGUUCUGAAAUGUUUAAACAUGCAGUUCAUGUUUAUAAAAAUCAAAUACAGAAAAAUAAAGAACUUGGGUCUUCUUUUUCUGUUUGUUAUCGUGGAGAACAUGUUAUCGACAUUGUUGGAGGAUAUGUGGAUAAACGUUUCCGCCUACCAUGGUUGCCGUCAACUAUAAGUCAGUUGUUUACUGUGUCUUUGGUUGUUGUGCCUUUCACAUUUGCUAAGUUAUACCAGGAGUAA
Messenger RNA from Trichobilharzia szidati, 279 nucleotides. NCBI's taxonomy places the organism in Eukaryota, Metazoa, Platyhelminthes, Trematoda, Strigeidida, Schistosomatidae. The record is from the annotation of a GenBank genome assembly.